This is a messenger RNA of Pteropus alecto (black flying fox), 2843 nucleotides long. RefSeq names its product zinc finger protein 789 (gene ZNF789). Lineage: Eukaryota; Metazoa; Chordata; Mammalia; Chiroptera; Pteropodidae. Gene Ontology annotation, molecular function: DNA-binding transcription repressor activity, RNA polymerase II-specific. Gene Ontology annotation, biological process: negative regulation of transcription by RNA polymerase II. The transcript is spliced from 5 exons. The record is from RefSeq and is a predicted model, not a curated record. The coding region runs from base 92 to 1474 and encodes 460 amino acids.
UUCCGUUUUAGCUCCCUAAGGUGGGGGUUGACAAGGGGCGUAAGGACUCACCCGGGCUGGCUGGGACCGUGGAGAGGGGAGACCAGCCCACAUGGUCGCUGCAAGUGGACAGUUAAGACUUCUUGGAGCAGGCGCCAAGCAGCCUAGCCUGGUAGCUGGGAUCCUGCCCCAUCUCAGAGAUCAGGCCAUGGAAGCUGUGUUCCUGACAGCCCCGUGGAAGGAGAUGCUGUCCUUUGAGGAUGUGGCUAUGUACUUCACCAGAGAAGAGUGGAACAAACUUGACUGGACUCAAAAGGACCUCUACAGAGAUGUGAUGCUGGAGAAUUACAGAAACAUGAUCUUAUUGGGAUUUCAAUUUCCCAAACCUGAGGUGAUCUGUCAGCUGGAGCAGUGGGAAGACCCAUGGAUCCUGGAUCUACCAAGAGCUGGGACUAGGAAGUCUUCCAGUAGUGCUUGCCCAGGUUCAGAAGCCAGAUACCAGAUGAUAAAGCUGAUUCCAAAGCAGAAAAUUUCUGAAGAUUUAGAGUCAUAUAAGGUAUCAGUGAUAAAGCAGAAGAUGGCAAAGACGUCUUCAGAAAAAUUACUUAAAUGUAACAAAUUUGUGGACAUUUACAGAGUUACACUCCCUACUGUUGGUGAUGAAUGCAACCAGGACUUCCUUCAAAACCUUUACCUUUUUCAAGAUCAGAAUGCUCAAACAAGGAAGAAGCAGGGCAAAUACAAUGGAUAUGGAAAACCCUUCUAUCAGAGAUCAUUACUUUUGAGGCAUAAGCAAAUUCUUACAAAUGCAAAAUUUUAUGAAUGCAAUGAAUGUGAAAGAGUCUUUAAGCGUCAGGCAAAUUUUGUUCGACAUCAGAGAAUUCACACUUCAGAAGACCCUUUUGAGUGUGACAUAUGUGGCCAAGCUUUCAAACAGAAGUCUGCUCUUACUAUCCAUAAACAGUGUCACCCUCAAGAAAAGCCAUAUAAAUGUCAUGACUGUGGAAAAUUUUUCCGUCAGAUGGCAUAUCUUGUUGAACAUAAGAGGAUCCAUACCAAAGAAAAACCUUAUAAAUGCAGUGAAUGUGAAAGAAAGUUUAGUCAGAAUUCAACGCUUAUUCGACAUCAGGUAAUCCAUAGUGGAGCAAAACCCCAUAAGUGCCUUGAAUGUGGGAAAGCCUUUGUUCGGAAUUCAACCCUUAAGAGCCAUCAACAAAUUCACAGUAAACAAAACACUUACAAAUGCAGUGACUGUGGAGAAUUCUUUGGUCGGAAUAUAGAUCUCAUUCAGCAUCAAAGAACCCAUACCAAGGGGAAAUUAUUUGAAUGUAGAGAAUGUGGAAAAACUUUUAGUUUCAAGUCAAAUCUUCGUCGACAUGAAGUCAUUCACAAUGGAGAAAGACCCUAUAGAUGUGACAAAUGUGGGAAAUCUUUCAGUUGGCGUACAAGCUUUAUUAAGCAUCAGGGCACUCACAAAGAGCAUAUAUCUAUGUGAGACUAACCAGGAAAGCUACCAUUUAAAUACCAGAACUUAACCGUCAUACAAGUAUGUAUAGUUUGAUUGUUUGAUGAAAAUUAAUAAAUAAGAACUGAACUUUUUUCUGUGGGGACCCUCUUUUUGUAGGUAAGCUUGCUGUAAUCCAGAAUUACUUAAUAGACAAUAUGAUAGGCUGUUAUGUCCAGUUUCCCUUGAGACCUCUAUACCUCAGUUCCCCCAAAUCAAGUUAAGGCAGAAAGGAGACAUUGUAGCUUUGCUCUGUGGUCCCACAGGCUGGAGACCAUUUAAUGGAUCAUGAAUGAUUUAAGAAUGCCUUUCUUGGUUUCAUACAGAAAAGAUGACCUGGUAUUCAUAGACUAAAAGUAAAUGCCACUCACUAGUAGCUAGUGCGGGAGUAAGAAUUACUAAAAUUUAUUUAUAAAAUUAAAUUAGCAUGCUACUACAUUCUACUGUAGGUCACCAAUACAAGAAACCCAUUUGAAAUUCUAAUAAUCGAAACAUCACUCUAGGUCUGCAUUAAAAAUUGCUAUUUAGACCCUGUCAUAUCAUUCAAGUCCCCUCUAGUUUCUUCUUUAUAUUUAUUAUUGUUCCCACCAAUUCCAUUUCUUACCCAGCAUAUAAAAGUAAAAGAGUUCUAUUGAGAAUGAGAAGAAAGCAAAUGGCACCCCAUAAAAUUGAGGACUCUUAAGCCUUGCCGGAAGAAAGUAUUGAUUAGUGUUAGAUUGUAUAUUGGGUUCAAAAAUACCAAAUCAGUAUUUUUGUACUGGUUGUCAUGAAUUGGCUAGAAGAAAAGACUGCAAAAUUGUAUUUCCCUAAGCAAAAUUAAGAAGUUGAAACUUCUCACUGAUGAAGAAAUAAGCCAUUGAGAGAGAAGUCUCCCUUAACACAGCCUUGGGAGAUGGGGACCUAUGAAAAGCAGAAGAGGGCUUGAGUACACAGAGGUCUAGCCCAGGCUAUUAAAUCUAUUCUGAAAAAAAUAAGUAAGUAAAUCUCUCCUAUUCCUAUAAUGCACAAGCUUCCAGCUUUCCAGAAUAAAGAAGGCACAACUAAAGGAUACAUGAAACAUGGCUAUAAUCAGCCACAUCUCUCCCAAGAGGAAGAAAAGAGCUGCACUACUCAAUAUGCUAACCACUAGCCAUAUGAGGCUAUUUUAAUUAAAUGAAUGAAUGAAUGAAUAAAUAAAUAAAUUCCUCAGUCAAACCUCACUUUUCAAGGUCAGCACAGAUAAAGAAUGUUCCCAUCAACAGGAAGGUUUAUUGGACAGCACUGUAAAGCGCUCCUAAAGACUUCUUAUGGAAACACAGAGAACUUGUAUUUGGCUCCACUUCUUUCUCUAAAACUAAAUUAAAAGGACUUCUUUUCUCGA